This is a messenger RNA of Thlaspi arvense, 2418 nucleotides long. Lineage: Eukaryota; Viridiplantae; Streptophyta; Magnoliopsida; Brassicales; Brassicaceae. The record is from the annotation of a GenBank genome assembly.
AUGGGUGGUUGCAUCUCUUUCCAAAUAUCAUGCGAUCAAGUCUUGAACCGUGUUGGUAGCUGCUUUUGCGGAAAAGGCAACUAUAUUCGUAACCUUGAGACGAAUCUGGUGGCUCUGGAGAAAGCCAUGGGAGUACUCAAGGCAAGGCGAGAUGAUGUGUUAACAAGGGUUCAAAGGGAAGAAGGCAAAGGUCAAGAGAGGCUACACGAAGUCCAGGUAUGGCUUACGAGUGUUCAGACCAUCGAAACCAAUUUCCAUGAUCUAAACGUAACUAGAACCGUUGAACUCCAAAGGUUGUGUCUUUUUGGUGUUUGUUCAAAAAACUUAAAAUCUAGCUUCCAUUAUGGGAGAAGGGUUUCUCUGAUGCUGAAAGAGGUUGAAGAUCUCAAAUCUAAUGGAGUAUUUGAAGUUGUUUCUGAGCCGCCAGCUAUGAGAUAUGUAGUGGAAGAAAGGCCUUUACAACCGAUAAUCUUUGGUGGAGAGACAAUGCUCGAAAGGGCGUGGAACCGCCUCAUGGAUGAUGAGACUGGUGUCAUGGGUCUCUACGGUAUGGGCGGAGUAGGAAAAACAACUCUUCUCACACAGAUCAACAAUAAGUUUCGUGAGGCAGUUGUUGGGGUCCAAAUUGUCAUCUGGAUUGUGGUGUCCAACGAUCUAAGGGUUGAGAAGAUUCAAGAUGAGAUCGCUGACAAGUUAGGCCUUGUUGGAGAGGAGUGGAACCGAAAAGAGGAAAGACAUAAGGUCACUGAUAUACACACUCACAUGAAGAAGAAGAAGUUUGUGUUGUUGUUGGAUGAUAUUUGGAGGAAAGUGGAUCUAACAGAAAUCGGAGUUCCCUUUCCGACUAAGGAAAACGGUUGCAAAGUAGUAUUCACAACUCGUUCUAGUGAAGUAUGUGGCCACAUGGGUGUUGAUGAUCCGAUUGAAGUCCAAUGCCUAGCAAAGAAGGAAGCGUGGGACUUGUUCAAGAGAAAAGUCGGACCACUCACGUUGAAAAGCCAUCCAAGCAUCCCUGAACAAGCAAGAAAAGUCGCCGAAAAAUGUUGUGGCCUACCCUUAGCGCUAAACGUUAUCGACUAUUUGAUAGAGAAAGAGAAGUUGAUAGAUUACUGGACAUGUGAGGGAUUCAUAAGUGAGAAGAAAGGUAGAGAAGGAACAAUAAACCAAGGUUAUGAGAUAAUCGGUACGCUUGUCCGGGCAUGUUUGUUGCUGGAGGAAGGAAGCAACAGAUCAAAGGUGAAAAUGCAUGAUGUGGUACGUGAGAUGGCUUUAUGGAUAUCAUCUGAUCUUGGUGAAAACAGAGAAAAGUGUAUCGUUCGAGCCGGGGUUGGGUUAUGUGAGGUACCGGAAGUCGAGAGAUGGAGUUCUGUGGAGAGGAUGUCACUAAUGAAUAACAAGAUUGAAGAGAUCUCUGGUAGUCCCAAGUGUCCCAAACUUACAACGUUGUUCCUCCAAGGAAACAUGCCAUUGGCAAGCAUCUCGGGAGAGUUCUUUAGGUUUAUGCCGAAUCUAGCUGUUUUGGAUCUAUCUCAGAACUCCCGUCUUGAUGGUUUGCCUGAGGAAAUAUCGGAGUUGGUCUCCUUGAGAUAUCUUGAUCUGUCAAGAACAAUGAUCCGGAGGCUACCUGCUUGUCUCGGAAAGUUGAAAAAACUAAUGCAUCUGCAUCUAGAAGGUACGAGGAGUCUUCGGAGUAUCCAGGGGAUAUCUAAGCUGUCGAGUCUAAGAACACUAACGUUACUACGUUGCAACAAACUUAGCUUUGACGAUAGCUUGAAGGAGUUGUUCCUCUUGAAACAUUUAGAAGUUCUAACCAUUGAAGUCGAGUCAAAAAUGAUAUUGGAGCAACUGUUUUACUCUCCCUUGUGGUGGAGGAAAUGUAUUCAAACGGUGGUUUUCAAGAACACUGGGGAAGACUCUUUCGGAUUCUUUACUCUUCCGACUAAUCUCCGUAGCCCCAAAGGCUUAUGCUUUCAAAACCUCACUUCUGUGGCCAUAGAAGGGUGUAAGGGUCUGAAAGAUUUGACGUGGUUGUUGUUCGCUCCAAAACUUAUACAUCUGCGCCUGACGAAUCUAAGUCAACUAGAAGAAGUAGUGAGCAAAGAGAGAGCUGAUAAGCAGCAGGUACUACAAGGUGUUCUUCCUUUUGAGAAUCUAGAAACUCUGGUGAUGCUUAACUUACCUGUGGUGGAGAGCAUCUACUGGACUCCCCUGCCGUUUCCAUGUCUGAGGGAAAUGCACAUAGAACUGUGUCCGAGGCUUCGGAAGCUUCCGCUAGAUUCUAACAGCGUAGCUGAAGUUGAAGGGUUUGUCAUAAAAUGCGAAGCAGGAGAUUGGAUAGAAGGGAUUGAAUGGGAGGACGAAGCCACGAGACUCCGUUUCUUGUCUUCACGUAAAAUGGUGGUGGGUUACUGCUACUAG